Molecule: messenger RNA, 3370 nt
Organism: Hydra vulgaris (swiftwater hydra)
Lineage: Eukaryota; Metazoa; Cnidaria; Hydrozoa; Anthoathecata; Hydridae
Source: RefSeq, a predicted model, not a curated record
UUUUAACGGAAAGAUAACGUAGAAAAACUAUUUAAUGUGCCAUAUGAAUAUACGGAAAGUUAAAAAAUAGCAAUCACUUAUCCUGGAGUUGAAUUCAUUUAUUUAUAUAUUUUUUAUUUACUAUUUUACACAAUGAUAGCGCUAAACUUUUUUUUAAGUUUUACGUUUAAGUAAGACCGUGCGAUGAUUUAAAUUACAAUGUUGCCAUUGAUGUUUAUAAUAUUUACGCUGUCUAGUUUAACAGCUGUAAAAAGGUUACGAGUUGGUUUGUUUUAGAGGACAUUGAUUGCAGUCUUUAUCUUGGAUUUGAUAGAUACAAUGCAGAACAUCUUUACGACGAUUCGCUACGGGAAAACAAAGCAACUCUUGCAAAUGGAGCAUUAAUAAGUAAGCUCGAUGGAAGUUGCGGAGUUUGUCUACAACUUCUUGAUGGUGAAGUUAUUUUGGACGGUGAAAACUUUAAAGGUUUACCACAUCUGGGAAUUACAAUAGCAUUAAUGGUUAACAUUGUUAAUAUUCGAGGGGCGCAUGAACUAUUUCAAACUGUGGGUUCUCAUUCCGAUCAUAAAGAAGGGCAAUAUCAUUUGGAGGUUCUUGAUGGGAAAGUGCGAUGGUUUCACCGCAAUGAACACGGCGAAACUGUAUUCUCAGCUGAGACCGUAAAGCAAGAAAUUGAUGAAAAGGUAUGGACAGAACUUGCUGUUACUUAUGACGGACAUUCUGGGGUAUCAAAGAUUUAUAAAAAUGGAAUAAUGAUAAAAGAAGAAGUAUCCGAUGCAAUGCCUUUGUCAAGUGACUGGGGACUUUUUGCAGGAAUUGGUAAUUUCAAGGGAGAUCGUGAGCUUAAAGGUUAUAUCGACGAAUUUUAUAUUUUUAAUAGAACGUUAAAUGACUCUGAAAUAUCGGCAAUCCACUCCCAUUGCAAAGGAGCGCUGGCAUCGCAAAUAAUGCACCUACGUUUUGGUGAGGUUGAUGGAAAUGUUUCAAUAGAUUCCUCAUACCAAGGAAACAAUGGUUACUUUGUUGGAACGGUUACAGCUGGAUCCAAUGGUACAUGCGGUCCGGCUGUGCAAGUAGCCACAUCAAAACUAAACGCAACUUCAGAAAUAUCUUUGCGUGGAUCUCGCUUCCACAAUAAACCUACAGACGCUUGUACUAUUGCAUUGUGGGUUAAACUUGAAGAUGAGACUGGAAAACACAGGCUCUUUUAUACGACAGGGGGACACUCAAUGCACACACAUGAACAGUAUGAGCUGAGCGUUCAAGAGGGGGCAAUUUAUUGGAUCCAUCACAAUGAAUACGACCAAAAAAUAUUCUUUGUUAAAACUGAACCAGUAGUUGUAAAAAACGAAUGGACUCAUAUUGCAGCAACUUAUGAUUCUACGAAAGAGAUUGCAGUAAUAUAUGUUAAUGGUGAUAUUAAAGAAGGAGCUAAUGGCGCAGGAGCACUAUCAGAAGAUUGGGAUGGUAAAGCAGCAUUUGGAAAACAUUUUGGAUCAAACGAAGGCUAUGAUUUCUUUGACGAAAUUGAAAUGUUUAGUCGCGAGUUAUCACCUUUAGAAAUCCGCCAGAUGUUUAUGAAAUGUAGUGAUGUUUUGCCCUACGGAAUGAGGAGUUCAAUACCAAAUGAUAAAUAUGUUCACCUCUUAAAACUUCUGCAGAAAAAAAAUAGAUCACUGCGAUAUAGGCGAGAUACUCAAAACCAAUCACAGUUGAUAUAUAUGACCUUUGACCGGAUUGCUGGAGAUAAGGUUUUUGAUGACUCAGGUUAUUCAAAUCAAGGAAGCCUUGUUGGUUUAUCAAAACUGGCCAGAGAUGCUGGUAAAUGUGGUCAUGGACUUCGAUUUCAAGGCGGUUACAUUCUUUUAAAUGGAAACACCAUCAAAAACAAACCACGUACAGGAAUCACAAUUUCAGUCUGGGUAUACAUGGAUUCAAUAGAAGGUCAACAAGAAAUUUUUCAAACUAUUGAUUCAAAAAAAGCCGUUAAUAAACAUGGGAUGUAUUACUUAGAGGUUAGCAAUGGUCAAUUAAGAUGGUUUCACAGAAACGAAGAAGGAGAGACAAUAUUUAGCGUUGAAACAAAUAAAAAAACGUUGUUACAAAAAGAGGUAUGGGUUCAUAUUGGAGCAACAUAUGACUCAGAAUCAAAAAAAGCUAUUAUAUAUGGAAAUGGAGAAAAAAUUCAGGAGGAUGAUGGAUAUGGAUACCUUUCUCAGGACUGGGAUGGUCAAGUCAGCAUUGGAAAAUUUUUUGAUUCUUCUGAUAGUGGUGAAAAUUUAGAAGGAAGAGAGUUCCAUGGAAUACUCGACGAAUUUUAUAUUUACAAUAGAGCAUUAAGCCAAGUAGAAAUCAGUCGGUUAAGUCAAAUAUGCGACUUUAGAAGAGUUGUACUUUAUUAUAGUUUUGAAAAAAUUCAUAUGGAACGAAUAUAUGAUCAAUCAGGAUUGUCUAAUAUAGGAAAACUUAUAAACCAUAGUGAUAUUGUUGAUGGAAAAUGUGGAAAAGGGUUAAACUUUUCCGAGCACAGUUAUAUUUCACUUUUUGGCGAUGAGUUUCGCCAGAAGCCUUCAAAUGCAAUCUCAGUGUCGGUGUGGUUACGACUGAACACGAAUAGAGGUCGGCACGAGAUAUUUAAUACAAUCGGAAGCCGCUCUCUUCAUAAGCACGAUCAGUACGAUUUUGCAGUUAUAGAUGGAUGCAUUUCUUGGUUUCAUAAAGACCAUUUAGGGAAAGAAAUAUUCAAAAUAGAAACUAAGCCUGUAUGCAGACCGAGACAAUGGAUUAAUUUAAUAGCAACCUAUGAUUCGCAAGAAGAAAAAGCGCAAGUGUAUUUAGAUGGUGUACUUGUUAAAGAAACAAAAGGAUCGGGAUAUUUAUCACAAGAUUGGGGUCAUUUUGCAGGAAUUGGUUUGCAUUAUUAUGAAAAUACUCACUUGAAUGGCGCAGUAGAUGAACUUUCAAUCUUCAAUUAUGCUUUACCGCCUGAUGAAGUUGUUUUUAUAUCAACAGGUAGUUGUAAUUAUGUUAUGUAAGUAUUGAAAACAUUUUAUGACUAUCUACAGCACAAAUGUGCAACAAUACAUUUGACAAAAUGUCACAAAUAAAACAAAAGUGAACUCCAAAGAUGACAAAAUUAUGCGAGCAUUAAUGUUAAAUGAAAAAGGUUAAAAGUAUUCACCAAAAGUAGCUGCAAAAGUAGCUGUAAAAAAAUACUCACCAAAAGCAACUGUAAAAAAAAUCGAAUUUACUAAAAGUACGUCAAGUGUCAACAAACCCUUAAUUUGAUACUAUUCAAUGUAUAUAUAACAAUAAACUUGUAUAUAUUUUUUUACUAUUCACGCCAGAUGAAUAUAUUUUUUUAGAUUAA